AUGUUAAAAGUUUUCUGGAUGAUCUGCGUCGUGGUGUCCUGGUUUGGAUCGGCCUUGCUGAUCAGUGCAUCGCUGGAGGCCUUCCGAACCAGCGCCAUCUCCUUCGUGAUGGAAACAAGCUAUCGCGAUUGGGAUACGAAGUUUCCAUCGAUCGUGAUCUGCGAAAUGCGCAACAUGGAACGCAUCCAGAUGGUGGCGGAUAGCCUGUGGGGCGAAGAACACGACUUUGCGAUGGAGGAAAUUUUGAAUGAAAUCGGUUACUUCCGGGGAGAGUCAUACCACACGGUGAAUGAGUGCAACGGGGAUGAACCGAUCGAGAAUUGUUUUCACGGCAAUUUUUCUUAUUACGCUGGUUUGGUACGAAGUCCCUGCGAAGAGACGAUAGAGCAAUGCUUUUGGAAUGGGCGCCCCUUCGAGUGCUGCAAGUAUUUUCAACCGAUGGAAACGGAGAUCGGACUCUGCUACGCGGUAAACUCGAUACAGACUAGCGCCCGGGAUCCGCUGUAUAUUGAUAUGAAAUCAAACAAAUAUACGGGACCAGGGAAGCUAAAAAUCACUGUUCUUACUGAAGCCUAUGUCUACACGCUGGCGGAAGAAGAUGUGCCGAAUUUGAUUACCCCAAAGUCAGAGGUCCUGGUCAUUGACUAUUUCAUCGCAUAUAAUCGUCAAAUUUCCGUCAAGAAUAUCGAGAACGACCCGGAGACGAAACAGGUCAGCGUGGAGCAGCGCAUGUGCCGUUAUCCGGACGAGAACAAUUUGAAUGUCCACAAAUACUACAGCUACAGUGCCUGUUCGGUGCAGUGUCGGAGGGACAAACAGUUGCAGUUAUGCAACUGCACCAGUCAUCUCAUGCCGAACACUGACCCCACGCUGAAGUGCAACAUGACCGGACUGGCCUGCCUGAAUGAGCACUACGAAGAGCUAACGAUCAUACUGCCCAAGUGGUCCACCGGGAAGAAGGGUGUCGUUUGUGACUGUUUGCCCUCGUGCACCGAGGUGGACAUCGCCAUCAUACAUGACUCGCGCGAGAGUCUCUACAACCGGGAAAAGCGUUGCUCGACGAUCGAAAUCGAACUGUCCCAAUUACCGACGGAGCGGUACAGGCGGAACGUGGUGCGCGGUCGGCUCGAUUUGGUGGUCUCGAUAGGUGGUACGACGGGACUAUUCGUUGGAGCCAGCUUGUUGUCAUUCGUCGAGAUUGUCUACUAUUUCACGAUUCGUCCCUAUGGGACGAUCUACAUGAGGAAAAACCAUUUGCAGAUAGUGAAAGAGCGACAGUAACACGUUUGGAAUGAAUGUCGAUUUACAGCAUUGAAGCAGGAAAUGAGCAAAUUAAAUAUUUUAAUUAUUUUCCCUACUAUGUUGCGUGUGGCGGGGCAAACUUCUGGUUGACAUAUUUUCAGUGUGAUGAUAUUAAUGGUGCACCUUUGAAUCGAUAUAGAGGUAAAUAAAUAACAUGUUGAU
Molecule: messenger RNA, 1464 nt
Organism: Toxorhynchites rutilus septentrionalis
Lineage: Eukaryota; Metazoa; Arthropoda; Insecta; Diptera; Culicidae
Product: sodium channel protein Nach
Exons: 6
Coding region: 1-1281 (426 amino acids)
Biological process (GO): sodium ion transmembrane transport
Cellular component (GO): membrane
Molecular function (GO): ligand-gated sodium channel activity
Source: RefSeq, a predicted model, not a curated record